AUGGGGCUGGAGCAGGAACAAGGAGGAGAAACUGAGAAGAAAUUCAAAGAAAUUUUGGAAGCACACGAGGUUUUGUCUGACCCUCAGAGGCGAUUGCUCUAUGACAAGUCUGUUGAGGAGAGCAGAGUCCACAGGGGUUACAAUGGUUUCUUUGGUUCUCCUCAUGUAUUCUCCCAUCAAGAAGAGUUCUUUGGAGGAAGGGAUCCAUUUGUAUAUUUUCUGGAACCCUUUGACAUCAGAAUCAAUGGUGAAAAUCAGCACAGUACAAGUGGAAGAGGAGGAAGCUCCAGCCCACUCCUUACUUCCCCUAGGGAGUAUUUUAUGCCGUGGAAUUCAUUCAGUCACAGGAAGAUCCCCACCUACACCUUUAGUGAAACCACAGUUGGGCCACAUGAAUCCACAAUAGUAAGCUAUACUAAAGUGAUCAAUGGCAAGACAAUCACCACCUGUCUAAUCUUUGAGAAUUGGCAUGAGAGAAAGGAAGUGGAAGAAGAUGGCCAGAUGAAGUCUGUGAAAAUCAAUGGGACAGAGACCCUGAAUUCUUAA
Messenger RNA from Empidonax traillii (willow flycatcher), 546 nucleotides. It is a transcript of the gene DNAJB8, whose product is annotated as DnaJ heat shock protein family (Hsp40) member B8. Gene Ontology annotation, biological process: positive regulation of proteasomal ubiquitin-dependent protein catabolic process; protein refolding. Gene Ontology annotation, cellular component: endoplasmic reticulum membrane; cytosol. Lineage: Eukaryota; Metazoa; Chordata; Aves; Passeriformes; Tyrannidae. The record is from RefSeq and is a predicted model, not a curated record. Gene Ontology annotation, molecular function: ATPase activator activity; Hsp70 protein binding.